Molecule: messenger RNA, 4579 nt
Organism: Ochotona curzoniae (black-lipped pika)
Lineage: Eukaryota; Metazoa; Chordata; Mammalia; Lagomorpha; Ochotonidae
Gene: MRTFB
Product: myocardin related transcription factor B
Exons: 15
Coding region: 180-3350 (1056 amino acids)
Biological process (GO): smooth muscle cell differentiation
Source: RefSeq, a predicted model, not a curated record
AGGUCAAGCUGGGAGGAAGGGUGAUGGCGGCCUCCAGCUGCUGGCAGAGGUGAUUGCCAGGUGGCAGGGGUGCUGCGAGGAGCUGCCCAGGAGCCACAGAGCAGGCUGCCUUGAGCUCUGCCUGUGCUCGGCCAGCGCUUUUCCUGCUUGAUGCCGCCUGUGUCCGGAAGUCUUUCACCAUGAUCGAUAGCUCCAAGAAGCAGCAGCAGGGCUUCCCAGAGAUCCUAACCGCUGGGGACUUCGAGCCAUUAAAAGAAAAGGAAUGCCUUGAGGGGAGCAACCAGAAAAGUCUCAAGGAAGUGCUCCAGCUAAGGCUGCAGCAGAGGAGGACAAGAGAGCAGCUCGUGGACCAGGGCAUCAUGCCACCUUUGAAGAGCCCAGCGGCAUUCCAUGAACAGAUAAAAAGCUUGGAACGAGCCAGAACCGAAAACUUUCUGAAACACAAGAUCCGGAGUCGACCAGACCGCUCCGAACUUGUCAGGAUGCACAUUUUAGAAGAAACAUUUGCAGAGCCAUCCCUACAGGCUACUCAGAUGAAGUUGAAAAGAGCUCGGCUAGCGGAUGACCUGAAUGAAAAGAUUGCUCAGAGACCUGGUCCCAUGGAGCUGGUGGAGAAAAACAUCCUUCCCGUGGACUCCAGUGUUAAGGAAGCGAUUAUAGGUGUUGGGAAGGAGGACUUCCCCCACACUCAGGGUGAUUUCUCAUUUGAUGAAGACAGCAGUGACGCCUUGUCUCCGGACCAACCAGCCAGCCAGGAGUCGCAGGGAUCAGCCGCGUCCCCCAGUGAGCCAAAAGUUAACGACUCGCCAUCUUCUGUGACUGCAAGCACGCCAGCCCAGUUUCCUUCAGCGUCGCAAGCAGUUCAUGAAUUCUUGAAGACGCCGCCUACUGCGGAUCAGCCUUCCACCAGGUCCCCAGCUGCUGUCCUCCCCACAAACACUGUGUCCACAGUGAAGCCUGGCCCGACCCUGGUGAAGCAAAGCCACCCCAAGAAUCCAAAUGAUAAACAUCGUAGCAAAAAGUGCAAAGAUCCCAAACCCCGGGUCAAGAAGUUAAAGUACCACCAGUACAUUCCUCCGGAUCAGAAAGGGGAGAAGAACGAGCCGCAGAUGGACUCCAACUACGCCCGCCUGCUGCAGCAGCAGCAGCUGUUCCUGCAGCUGCAGAUCCUGAGCCAGCAGCAGCAGCACUACAACUACCAGACCAUCCUGCCCGCACCCAUCAAAAACGACAAAAAUAACAACAGUGGGAAUUCAGCCUUGAACAGUUCCACGUCAAACACCCCAAGACCGAACACAUCUGCUCCUGCGAGAAAGCCAGGACCGCUGCCUUCCAGCCUGGAUGACUUAAAGGUAUCAGAACUGAAGACAGAACUCAAAUUAAGGGGUUUGCCGGUGUCAGGCACCAAACCAGACCUCAUCGAACGCCUGAAGCCUUACCAGGAAGUAAACAGCAGUGGUCUGGCUGCUGCCAGUGUUGUGGCAGGGUCGUCAACACCCAUCGUCGCUGGUAACGCAGAAGUCACCACAACCUUGCCAGUUACGGCACUGCAGAACACCGUGACCAGCACCGCCAGGUCAGCGUUCAAGGCAGAACAGCCAUCUGCCGGAAGCAAUCAAGUGGCACAGGCUGACGGGGUCCCCUCCCCGCUGCCCAUCUCACCCUCACCCUCCGAACAGUCCAGCCUCAGCACCGACGACACCAGCAUGGCCGACACCUUCCCCGAGAUCAUGGCCAUCAUGUCACCCUCGCAAUUCCUGCGGUCCUCUCCCCUGAGGGUGGCCAACAGUGAGGCAAGCCUGAGCCCCGCCAGCAGCACCCUUCCCAGCCCAGAGCUGGAUGCUGCCGAGAAGGACCGCAAGCUCCGGGAGAAGGAGGAGCAGAUUGAGGAGCUCAAGAGGAAGCUGGAGCAGGAGCAGAAGCUCGUGGAAGUCCUGAAAAUGCAGCUGGAGGCGGAAAAGCGCAGCCAGCAGCAGCAGCAGCAGCGGCCCCUGGAGCCCCAGCCUGGUGCCCCGGCUCCAAGUGGCCACAACUCGGACCAGAAAGCUGGCUGCAUCAGCCCCUCCAUCAAAGACGAGACCACACUCCCUGACUGCUCCAACUCAGGGGGCCAGGCCCUCAUUGCCAAAAAUGCAGUGGUCAUCAAGCAGGAGGCCCCCGUGGGCCAGGCGGAGCAGCAGAGCAUCGUGCCGCAGUUCUACGUGAGCUCGCAGGGCCAGACAGCACCUGCUGUGGUUGCCCAGUCCCAGGCUUUGCUCACUACCCAGACUGCUCAGCUACUGCUCCCCGUGUCCAUCCAGGGUUCCAGCGUCACCUCCGUGCAGCUCCCAGUAGGCGGCCUCAAGCUCCAGAGCGCCCCACAAGCAGGACUCCAGCCCCAGCCCCCCAUAGCAACUGCUGCCCAGGUCCCUCCUGCCGCCUUGUCCCCAGGCCUCACCGUGCCACAGAAGCAAGACACUUUCCAGCAGCAUGUGCUCACUCCGCCGCAGCAAGCCAGAAAGGUUUUCACCAACGCGGCCCCAAACACAGCGCUUCCAUAUCAGAGACAGCAGGCGCCCGCCGCGCAGCCGCCCUUCGUCAGUGCCCCCACUCCCCUGCAGCCCAGAAACGCUCCGCCUCCAUCCUUGCAGAAUGGGCCACCCCCGCCCACCAAGCCCAGCUCACCCCCUCCACCCCAGCAGUUUGUCGUCCAGCACUCUCUUUUCGGGAGCCCAGUCACCACCAAAGCCCCUCCCCGCUAUGAGGAGGCCAUCAAGCAGACCCGCAACACCCACUCAGCCCUGCCAGAGGUUCCCAGCGCCCACAGUCAGCAGAUGGAUGACCUCUUUGACAUCCUCAUUAAAAGCGGAGAGAUUUCUCUCCCUAUCAAAGAGGAGCCCUCUCCUAUUUCCAAAAUGAGACCAGUGACCGCCAGCAUCACCACCAUGCCCGUCAACACAGCAGUGUCCCGGCCACCGCCCCAGGUCCAGAUGGCGCCCCCUGUUGCCCUGGAGCCCCUGAACAGCUUAGAGAACCAACUAGAAGCUUUCCUGGACGGAACUUUACCCUCACCCAGUGACAUUGCUCCACUACAAAGCAACGGUGAAGACCGAGAGCCCUUCUCCCUGAUCGAGGGCCUCCCCACGGACCUGCUGAGCCACCCGAGUGUCCUGGACCACUCACAUUCACCCAUGGAGACUUCUGAGAGCCAGUUUGCAGCGGGCACCCCCUGCCUGUCUCUCGACCUCUCGGACUCCACCUUAGACAACAUGGAAUGGUUGGACAUCACCAUGCCCAGCACAUCCUCGGGGCCAAGUAUGUUCUCUGCUGACUUUCUCGACCCACAAGACCUCCCGUUGCCGUGGGACUAAUGCCACAGGGUUCUUGUCUUGGGGUUCGCCAGGUUUUAGAACACAAGGAAGAGUAACAGGUCAGCUUCUAGAGAUAGAGCCAUAGUUGCAUUAUUGCAAUUAAAAUACAUUGUCACAGAACAAAGAGAUGGAAGGUGAUAGCCUGGAAACCAAGUGUGAAAACCUUUCAUUGCGUCCGCGGUGAAUUUCCACAAUGCAGUGUAGCGUGGGGCCUUCUGCAACACUAGACAGAGAAGAUGCAGCCGCUUCUCGAGCCUUCCACGCUGCAGGAUCACCGCACCAGGAUUCUACACGCGGCCACUUGCAAGACUCAGUCAGGCAGACAGCUACACUCCAAACCCAAGGCCAGUGUGAGGGAGGUGCCGGGGCCGCAGGUGCGCUUCCUGGGGCCACAGCAGGGCUCAGCAGCCACAGAGGGCGCUGGCCGGCUCCGGGACGGCCUCUAGCUAAGGACUUUGGGUUCCAUUCAGAAACCUGUGUAGUUUUUUGUGUUGUAGUUAAUUUUGUGAUUUUUGGAAUCGUUUUAUACUUAGAUUUCCAAAGUUAAGCUUAAAUGGGAGAGCUUUCCUUUAUAAUCCGUAGAUGUCUACAGAAUCCUGACAGAGGCACUGCACUGCACAGCGUCCAGGCGCCGACAGCCCUGAGGCCGGGGGCCGCCCUCCGGGGCUUGGGUUGCAUUCGCUCUGUCCACUGGACAGUCUCGUGGACAUUCUGACGUCAUCCCUACAGCCGACACGGGGGUAAGGAAAUGGGUACCCAGGGGUCUUCCUUGUUCUUACUAACCCAGCUCUCUCAAGAGAACUUGAGCCACAUGUAUUUGUGUGUGUGAAGAAUUGCUGACUUUCAGGUAACCAGAUCCAUCUCAAAGAACCGGGGUAAGGCUUUGGCACAAAAUGUCAUUCUGAGCCAGAGCGUGAGCAGGGUGGGAGGUGAGGGGACAGUCCUUCGAGAGCCGAGGACAGCCCCGGGACGCGCACGGUCCCUGCCCCAGUAAGGCUGGCUGUCCUCCCUGCCCCAACCCCUGGCCAGCACUUCACAGGCUCCCAACUGGACGGCAGUCUGUCAAGCCGAACAGUAGAAAACUGGAGGUUUUACUUUUUCUUUUUUAAUAUAUGGGGGGGGGGGGAGUUAUUAUAUAUUUGUUGAGUAGUUUAAGAAUUUCCUAACUGCCAACUCACAGCAUUUCCAAAAUCUAGUCAGUUAAAUAUGAUAAUAUGUCAUUAUCUGCA